Molecule: messenger RNA, 1134 nt
Organism: Punctularia strigosozonata HHB-11173 SS5
Lineage: Eukaryota; Fungi; Basidiomycota; Agaricomycetes; Corticiales; Punctulariaceae
Product: Trimethyllysine dioxygenase
Exons: 9
Coding region: 1-1134 (377 amino acids)
Biological process (GO): carnitine biosynthetic process
Cellular component (GO): mitochondrion
Molecular function (GO): iron ion binding; trimethyllysine dioxygenase activity
Source: RefSeq, a predicted model, not a curated record
AUGAGCAGUCACCACAUUUGGCUCCGCGACCACUGCCGCUGCCCGGAAUGCUUCCAUCCAGUCACGAAACAGCGGUUGCACAGCACGUUCGAGAUUCCGGCGGACGUAAAACCUGAGGGUGUGCAAGCGACGCCCGGGGGCUUGAGAGCAACAUGGCCGUCCCAGCAUGUUUCGGUCUAUCCCUGGUCUUGGCUGUGGACGAAUGCGUAUGAUCGACCCCGGACGGCUGACGACCGUCGGUCGGUAUCGCCGGCGUUAUGGGGAGCUGAAAUCAGCGAACAUCCCCCGACGGUUCCCUACGACGGUGUCAUGGACCCCAGCGACCGCGGCUUGCUUGAUUGGCUGUCCAAGAUCGAACGAUGGGGAUUUUGCUUCGUCUCCGGUGUGCCGGUGAGCACCGACGCGACGGAGGAGUUGUGCAAGCGCAUCGGGUUCAUCCGCGAGACGCAGUACGGCAAGUUCUGGGACUUCACCUCCGACCUCGCGAAGGGCGACACCGCGUACACCACCCUCGCCCUCGGCGCGCACACCGACAACACUUACUUCACCGACCCCUGCGGCAUCCAACUCUUCCACCUCCUCUCGCAUACCGACGGCUCGGGCGGCGCCACCCUCCUCGUCGACGGCUUCGCGGCCGCCGCACGCCUCAAGGCGGACCGCCCGGACGCGUACCGCCUGCUCGCGGAGGUGCCCGUGCCCGCGCACGCCGCGGGCGACCCCGGCGAGCUCUACAGGCCGUACCCGCCCGCAGGGUACCCCGUGCUCGGGCACGACGCCGCAGGCGCGCUGGUGCAGGUGCGGUGGAACAACGACGACCGGAGCGUGAUGCGCUCGGUGGCGCCCGAGCGGGUCGAGGCGUGGUACGACGCGAUCAGGACGUGGAACGAGUACAUCACCGCUCCGGAGGCGGAGUACUGGGUCCAGCUGCAGCCCGGUACGGUCGUAGCCAUCGACAACCAUAGGGUCAUGCACGGCCGGUCUGCGUUCAACGGCAAGCGCCGCAUGUGCGGCGCCUACAUCGGUGUGGACGAGUACCGAUCCAAGCUCGCCGUGCUCAAGGAAAAGUUCUCGCCCCCGGAUUCACCCGAGGCGCUCAUGCCAGAGGGACGCAGCAUCUGGCACCCGUACCUGUGA